Molecule: messenger RNA, 4645 nt
Organism: Raphanus sativus (radish)
Lineage: Eukaryota; Viridiplantae; Streptophyta; Magnoliopsida; Brassicales; Brassicaceae
Product: multiple C2 domain and transmembrane region protein 2
Exons: 1
Coding region: 386-3628 (1080 amino acids)
Source: RefSeq, a predicted model, not a curated record
CAUCCAAAGUUAAUUUGCCACAAGUCGGUGUUAAAAAAAAACAUAGAAGUCAUGUGUCCAAUAUCUGAACUUGCACGACUUGUAAUCAUUUGCAGAGACCAAAAAACACUUUACACUUGGAGAAAAAAAGCUUUAUAUACUUAAACUCCAAAACUCAUCUUCCUAGAGAGAAUCAUACAAAAGCUUGUAGUUCAAUCACAGACAGACAAAAAAAAAGGCAGCUUCUUCAUCAUCCCAUUCUUUACUUGAACACACAAGCAAACUUUAUUUCUGAUAGUUUAAUCAGAAUACAUUCCUUUCUUCCCUAAUUGGGUUUCCCUCUUAGUGAUUUCAUUCCCUCUUUAAAUCUCCCUUGUCACUCAAGAAACCAAAGAAAACCUUCACCAUGAGAAACAGAACCAAACUAGUCGUACACGUUGUCGAUGCUCAAAACCUUAUGCCCAGAGAUGGCCAAGGCUCAGCGAGUCCUUUUGUAGAAGUUGAUUUCCUUAACCAGUUGAGCAAAACCAGAACCGUACCCAAAAGCCUUAACCCUGUUUGGGACCAGAAACUCUACUUUGAUUACGACCACAAAGUCAGAAGAGACAACCACCACAUUGAAGUCUCUGUUUACCACGAGAGAAGACCUCUUCCCGGUAGAAGCUUCCUCGGUAGAGUCAAGAUCUCUUUCUCUAACAUUGUUCAAGAAGGCGAACAAGUGUACCAGCGCUUCACGUUGGAGAAGAAGUCGGUUCUUGCUUCUGUCAAAGGUGAGAUUGGUCUCAAAUUCUAUAUCUCAUCGUCUGAACAAGACCAACGCUCUUCUCCUUCUAAACAUUACACCACCUCACCAACGCAAGCCUCUUCUACUGCAAUAGAAGAAGAUAUUACUGAUUCUGAAACAGAAGAUUCUCGAGAGAGCUUUGCAUCAGCAGAAGAGCAAGAAGAUCUUGCUGAUGAUUCUGCCAGUGAGCGUGUAGAAGGCAAGAAGGAAUCAUCAGAAGAAACAGAACCUGAACAAUUUGAAGAAGCUGUUCAAACACUACAUAGACAAGAAGUCCUUCCUCGGCCUGCACCAAUGCAUUCCAUUCGCCUAAGGUCUCGUGAACACCCCCAAGAAGCCAACAACAAUCCACACUCUCGUGGAGCUAACCAGAUUCACUCUCAGCAUCCCCGUGGAGCUAACCAGCUUCACUCUCAGCAGCCGCGUGGAGCUAACCAGCUUCACUCUCAGCAGCCGCGUGGAGCUAACCAACCUCCUCAACCCCCUUACAACAACGCCAACCACAUGCAACCAUACGGUGAUCACAUUGAUCCAGAAGACUUCAAGGUGAAGGACAUGAACCUGGAACUCGGAGAGAGAUGGCCAAACACAAACGCUGGAGAGAGAUUCACAGGCACAUACGACCUAGUGGAACAGAUGUUUUAUCUCUACGUCCGAGUCGUCAGAGCCAAAGACCUCCCACCUGGUCUAAUCACCGGAGGAUGUGAUCCUUACGUGGAGGUGAAGCUUGGGAACUACAAGGGAAGAACAAAACACUUUGACAGAAAGACAACACUUCCCGAGUGGAACCAAGUCUUCGCGUUUACCAAAGAACGGAUCCACUCGUCGGUUCUUGAAGUCUUUGUCAAGGACAAGGAAACGCUAGGUCGAGAUGACUUUCUUGGGAAAGUGGUGUUCGACCUCAACGAGAUCCCAACGAGAGUUCCACCCAACAGUCCUUUAGCUCCUCAGUGGUACCGUUUAGAGGACUGGAGAGGAGAAGGGAAGAUAGUAAGAGGAGAGAUCAUGCUCGCUGUCUGGAUGGGAACUCAAGCCGACGAAGCUUUCCCUGAAGCGUGGCAUGCUGACUCUGCUUCUGUUCACGGAGAAGGCGUGUUCAACGUUAGAUCGAAAGUAUACGUCUCUCCUAAGCUUUGGUACUUGCGAGUCAAUGUCAUCGAAGCUCAAGACAUGAUCCCGAGCGAUAGAAACCGUCUUCCUGAUGUCUUUGUCAAAGCCAACGUCGGAAUGCAAACUCUCAAGACCAAGAUUUGUCCUGUGAAGACGACGAAUCCGUUAUGGAACGAAGAUCUUGUCUUUGUGGUCGCUGAACCGUUCGAAGAGCAGCUGGUGAUCUCUGUGGAAGACCGUGUUCACACGUCUAGAGAUGAAGUGAUCGGUAAGAUCAGCUUGCCGAUGAACGUGUUCGAGAAGCGGUUAGACCACCGUCCUGUUCACUCUCGUUGGUUCAAUCUUGACAAGUACGGUGUUCUCGAGGGAGAUCCGAGGAGGAAAGAGCAUAAGUUCUCGAGCAGGAUUCACCUGAGGAUCUGUCUUGAAGGAGGCUACCACGUGAUGGACGAGUCGACGAUGUAUAUUAGUGACACGAGACCAACGGCUAGGCAGCUGUGGAAACAGCCGGUGGGGAUGUUGGAGAUUGGGAUCCUUGGAGCGAAAGGGUUGGUGCCGAUGAAGUUGAAAGACGGUAGAGGAAGCACUGAUGCGUACUGUGUGGCUAAGUAUGGUCAAAAAUGGGUGAGAACCAGAACCAUUCUUGAUUCACUGAGUCCAAGAUGGAACGAGCAGUACACAUGGGAAGUCUAUGAUCCUUGUACUGUUGUCACUCUUGGUGUUUUCGAUAACUGUCAUUUGGGUUCAGCUCAGUCCGGUAACGGCUCCACUAGAGAUGCAAGAAUAGGAAAGGUUAGAAUCAGGCUGUCUACACUAGAGGCUCAGAAGAUCUACACGCAUUCAUUUCCACUUCUUGUUCUGCAACCGCACGGCCUCAAGAAAACAGGUGACCUCCAGAUAUCAGUUCGUUUCACAACUCUUUCUCUGGCCAACAUCAUCUACAACUACGGCCAUCCGCUUCUCCCCAAGAUGCACUAUCUUUCCCCUUUCACGGUGAACCAAGUAGACGGGUUAAGGUACCAAGCGAUGAACAUCGUUGCAACCCGACUUGGACGAGCCGAGCCGCCGCUGAGGAAAGAGGUUGUUGAGUACAUGUUGGAUGUAGACUCUCACCUGUGGAGCAUGAGAAGAAGCAAAGCCAACUUUUUCCGCAUCAUGUCGCUACUCUCCGGCUAUUUCUUGGUUGGGAAAUGGGUUGAGGAUAUCUGCAACUGGAGAUACCCAGUUACUUCUGUUCUGGUUCAUGUCCUGUUCUUUAUCUUGGUCAUGUACCCUGAACUCAUCUUUCCCACAAUGUUUCUCUACAUGUUCUUUAUUGGAUUGUGGAACUUCAAGUCUAGGCCGAGACAUCCUCCUCACAUGGAUAUGAAGCUCUCUUGGGCCGAGGCUGUUAAUCCUGAUGAGCUUGAUGAAGAGUUUGACACGUUCCCAACGUCUAGGUCACAGGACUUGGUCAGGCUGAGGUAUGACCGGCUCAGGAGCGUUGCGGGUAGGAUCCAGACUGUGGUUGGGGAUAUAGCAGCUCAGGGAGAGAGAGUUCAGUCGCUUCUGAGCUGGCGAGACCCCAGGGCUACAAGCCUAUUCAUUUUGUUCUGCUUGGCUGCAUCCGUGGUUCUUUAUGCUAUGCCGUUUAAAGCAAUCACACUGGCUGGUGGGCUGUACUAUCUAAGACACCCAAAGUUUAGAAGCAAGUUGCCUUCUUUGCCAAGUAACUUCUUCAAGAGAUUGCCAUCUCGCUUAGACAGUCUUCUUUAACCUAAACACUUUCUUAAGCAAUAUUUUACAGUUACAAUAUGUUUCUUUCAUCUUUUUCUUCCAAGUUUCAAUAAUUAUAAAGAAUCUUUUUUUUUUGACCAAAAAAAAAAAAAUCUUUUUUUUCAAACAACAUUGUCAGUUUUUUUUAAUGAUGUAACUAAUAAUAACAAAUGAUGCAUUAUAGAUGUUUUUACCAAUUCUUUCUCCAAGUAAAGUUUUGCUUAUUUAAGUAUGUAAACAAACCAGGGAUUAAAAAAAUAUGACUACUUCCUUGUCUUACAAGUUGUCUGGCAUCAUGGUUGAAUUACAGAAAGAUAAAUCUGGUGAAGAUUGUUUAAUCAUAUAAUUGAACCUUUGAAAAAAGGGGCAGGCUUCAACGACAGAGUGAUAUCGCUGUAAGGUCGGUUCUAUUGCACAUCAAUAAGUCCUCUAAACUUUCAGUACGUACCUGUAAUAUAAAAACCAACCUACUCAGUUAGAGGCAAUGCAGAGACAAUGAAAAGAAUGAGAGUAUUAACUACCAGGUGUCUCGAAGAACAUUCGAGCAGCUAGCUAGCUUCCUUGUCUUUCCUGCCAAGAUCUUGUUCAAACUUAGAUCUUCAGAAUGAUGCCUUGAACUGGGUCUAUUUGAAGAACGCUUGUUAAGAUACUGAGACAUGUCUGUGCAAUUAAUGUUCAAUGGAUUUUACAAGUUAUUAAAGAAACAGAAGACUCUUAAAGCUACAUGGUAUCAGUUUGGGAAAAAGGAUCAAAAUCUUGACUAGAUGGUGCCACUUCCAUCCAGGAACUAAAUAUAUGAACCAGAAAAUGGUAAAUAUAUGAUCAUCCCUAUGAUCAAUCAUUUCAAACCUAACCAGAGAGAUUGGUGAACCAAAAUGAUCUAAAAGUUUGAAACUUUUUUAUCAAAGCAGGAAAGGAGCCAACUCCUCCCAUGCCCUCAUUUCUUUAGUUUAUGAGAACUAAAAGUCUCAAACCAUCAAAAUUUUUGGGCCAGUUAAGAAGCCCAUAAGUUUUCUU